CUCAUCUCGACCUCAUUCUCUCACCAACACAAGGCAAAACCCAAAAUCUCAGAGACAGAGAGAGAAUGUUGAAGUUCUUGUCGCGAGUGAGGAUCGAGUUCAACGCGUUGGACCCACGCACGGCGUCGUGCAUGGAGUUCUUGGCGCAGUGCAACGCCACCAAGGCCAAGGAGUCCAAUCCCAACUGCGCCAUCCAAGUCAAGCGCCGCACCGACGACGAGCCCCCCAAGAUCACCGUCACCUUCGUCAACGGCAUCGAGGAGGUCUUCGACGCCACCGCCACGCCAGCCCAGAGCAUCAGGACCAUGAUUCUCGAUAAGGGUCAGAUGCUCGAGACCGAGCAGAUGUUCCGCGACGCCGGCGAGGCCUGGCCGGUUCUUAUUCCUGCCGAGGAGCUCACCCAACACGCGCCCGGUACCAAGCCAAGGAAAGCAGCAGAAAAGAAGCAGUAACGUCUAUGUUGUGUGAUCUGCAUCUUGGAGCAAUUUCGUGGUCAAUUCUGCUAGACAUCAGUUCAUGUGUCCUUCGGUAAAGGGAACAAGUAUAGGCGAUUCUGUGUUUUGAUCAGUUUUUGUUGUGGAAGCAUUUGCUAACAUGUGGUUGUUAAAAUCCUGGAGUAUGAAGUUGUUUUGACCUUUAAACAUUAUUUGUCAUGAAUCAUGAUGUAAGUUAAAGUUGGGAAGAAUCGAUAAACCAGAAAUAAACCACUCCGUUCUUACC
Molecule: messenger RNA, 720 nt
Organism: Argentina anserina (silverweed cinquefoil)
Lineage: Eukaryota; Viridiplantae; Streptophyta; Magnoliopsida; Rosales; Rosaceae
Exons: 2
Coding region: 66-452 (128 amino acids)
Cellular component (GO): mitochondrial large ribosomal subunit
Source: RefSeq, a predicted model, not a curated record